Molecule: messenger RNA, 1907 nt
Organism: Saprolegnia diclina VS20
Lineage: Eukaryota; Oomycota; Saprolegniomycetes; Saprolegniales; Saprolegniaceae
Exons: 6
Coding region: 28-1863 (611 amino acids)
Biological process (GO): (1->6)-beta-D-glucan biosynthetic process
Cellular component (GO): endoplasmic reticulum membrane; plasma membrane
Molecular function (GO): glucosidase activity
Source: RefSeq, a predicted model, not a curated record
GACGUGCCGUCGUGGACGUCCAAGAAGAUGUGGUAUGCAGCGGCGAUGACGCAGACAUGGAACAAGUUUUGCAUCCAAGGCGGGUUCGUCGAGAUCUCGGCGCGCAUGCCUGGCCCGACUAACAAGGAGUCGAUGAACCCGCACGUGACUGGGAAGCGCUGGGACCACCAGCUGCAGAAGGAUGUGCCCGUCAAGUACCUCGACCGCAUUCCCGACAUCAAGUUUUACCCGACGUGGCCGGGUCUCUGGAUGAUGGGCAACCUCGGUCGCGCGCUCUUUGCGGCGUCGACCAACCGCGUUUGGCCGUGGACGUACAACGAGUGCGACGAGCGGUACAAGUCGUCGCAGCGAAUCUCGGCGUGUGACCCGAACCCUGGCUACGGCAUGAACCCGUACCAAGGUCGCGGCUCGCCCGAAAUUGAUAUUCUUGAAGGCGGCGGCAGUGACAUCUCGUCGUCGAUCCAGAUUGCGCCGGGCAUGCCGGACGAGUACCGCCUCUUCCCGGCGCAGCUCAAGUACGAAGCGACCAACAACACGGACCCCCAAGGUCGGAAGGGCCAGGGGCACGUAUUUUGCUACUAUGAAAAGACGUGCUUGACGCCCGGGGCCAACAUGGCGGACGUUCCGACGUCGGCAUUCGCAGCUCGUGGCCACAAGUCGUGGUACCAAGGCCUCAAGUACGCGGCCAACCACCGCUGCACGCCAGUCGAUACGAUGAAGCAGCAGUAUGACUCGGUCGCCAAGGCGCAAAACGGCCCGAUCGUCGACAACCAGUUUGAUAUCAAGGCCAUUAGCUCGGGCCGUGACCUUCACGCGGACCUGAGCUUGAUUGACGGCAAGGGCCCUGCACAUUGGGGCAUCAACUACAACGGAACGUGCUUCCCGAUCGCCAACGGCUACAAGGGCGGGUUUCUUUGCGACCGCGAUAGCCAAAACCCCAAGUGCGACGAGCCGCGGAAGGACUGGCAGCUACCGACCAAGAUGAUGGAGCCGUUCGAGUACCAAAUGGACGCGAUCUCGUCCAACUGGCAGAUCAGCUACGAAGCGUACACGACGUUCUACAAGUACCAGCUCGAAUGGGUCAUUGGCGAUGAAGGCUACGUGCGCUGGAACCUCGCCGGGGCGCCGAUCUUUGAGAUCCCGGCCGCGUCGUUGACCAACCCGCCGCAGGGCCCGGCUGGCAGCGCGCGCAACCCGAAGAAGAUCAUGGUCGAAGAGCCGAGCUACUUUAUCUUCAACGUGGCCAUGUCGUCUGCGUGGGGUGCUAUGCCCCCUAACGUCAAGAUCGGCGGUUGCCGCGGCAACGCGACGCACCCUGAGCCGGGUACCUACGAGCACAAGGCGACCAACAACAUUUGCGACUCGUUCCCGAUGUACAUGGCGGUCGACUACAUCCGCGUCUGGCAAGACACCAAGACGAUGAGCGUCGGUUGCGACCCGGCCUCGCAUCCGACCAAGGAGUUUAUCAAGGCGCACAUCUCCAACUACACCGACCCGAAGAACCCAGACAUCAUUGUGGCCGGCGGCGCGACCUGCAACGUCGAUGACGACUGUACGACAGCCGCCAGUAUCACGGGCUCGUGUGUCAACCGCCGCUGCAAGUGCGUCGGCGUCUGGACGGGCCCCCGCUGCACCAAGUACGACCUCGAGACCGUCACGUACGGUCCGCCGUUGUACGCGAUGGCGGGUUUUUGCGGCUUUGCGAUCGUCGGGUCGGCACUUGGCCUUGCGCUCCGCCGGCGCCGCAACAAGGGUGUCAUUAUGCGCCAGCAGGAAGAGAUGCGCCGGGAGAAGCACAGCGAAGGUAGCUCCAACGUCUUUAUCGUGGAUGCUGCGCAUAGCGACGUUCAGAUUACGCGGUAACGCUAACCGAUAAUGCAUGAAAUUCCGAUGUUUUGCAUCUCUGA